This is a messenger RNA of Anastrepha ludens (Mexican fruit fly), 5118 nucleotides long. RefSeq names its product D(2) dopamine receptor (gene TyrRII). Gene Ontology annotation, molecular function: G protein-coupled receptor activity. Gene Ontology annotation, biological process: adenylate cyclase-activating adrenergic receptor signaling pathway. The coding region runs from base 950 to 3262 and encodes 770 amino acids. Gene Ontology annotation, cellular component: membrane. The transcript has 7 exons. Lineage: Eukaryota; Metazoa; Arthropoda; Insecta; Diptera; Tephritidae. The record is from RefSeq and is a predicted model, not a curated record.
GCAACCGGUGAGUGCUAGAGUCUAACGGCAGUCGAUGAAUUGGAUAUUUUAAAUUUAUUGUUCGUCGAAAUAAGGCAACUGCUCGUCAGCACCGAACGCAAAAACCGGCGCAGUGCGGGGCACAAGUGAAGUGAAGUGAAUAGAAGUGCCGUGAAUGGAGGUGAAGUGCAGUGGAAAAGUGGAAAUUCAAAUUAAAAUGUGCUAAAAUGCCUUAUGUUUUGUUUGAAUGGUCAACAAAUGCUCAUUGUGCACAUACAAACAUACAUCCAUAAACGCUGGCAACGGCGCACAUUUGUUGGUAUGUUGCACGCUACACAACUACUUAGUUGCUCUUCUUCGCGCCGCCAUUGCAUUAGAAUUGCGUUGAUAUUUCACUCAGUCGCCAAUUUGGCAACAAUCAUUUGCCAGUGAGCAGAAAAUGGUUUCAAUUUAGUGCCUUUGAUGGCUUUAUUGCUUGCAUGCAGCAGUGGCUAUUACCGAGCGUUUGGAAAUUCUGCGGUGCGCUUUGUGAUCACCGAUUUGUGUGUGCGUUUGUGAAUGUAUUUGGGUGGGUGGAUGGUAACAUUUUGCGUUUUCCGUGCAAGCGCUGACAUUUUGGCUGCGUUUGUUUUCGUUUCAUCAACGCUCCGCACACACCUGGCUGGCUCGUUACUCAUACGCCCCGAACGUUUGAGGAUUGACAACCGAUUGACGCUUUCAUCCAAGUUAUGCAAUGAAAUCACUGAGGCAGUGUACAUGACAACAAAUAAAUAAUAAAAAUUUUAUAUUUUUCAAUUUACAUCCAAAUAUACCAGUAAAUUCUAGUUACUAGUCGAAAAGUUCGUCGCAACUGAACGAAACGUAAUAAUGAUUAAGGUUUACGACCGGCCAGAGCAGAUUGCAUUCCAAGGUGGGCGCAGCGUAAUGGGUGCUGGUUGACAAUCAAAUAUUUGGUAGUCCUCGGCGAUGAAUGUGGUUGGCCUGCACAGAACAAAACCAUAGCGAAAAGUUAAUAGUUUAUUUAUUUACCGCAAUUCAAUGGCAAUUGCGUGAGGGGAGAAUGAAAAGCAGCAUGAAGUCUGAAAUUCGCCGAAUUUAUACCACCGAAGCUUCCACAAAUGAAUUACUCAGAAAGCAGUCCUCAGCCUCAGCAACAAUAUUCACCGGGUCAAUUUUACGGUCUUUCAACCUGAACGACGCCGAUUCUUUGGCAUGCCCUCUGCAUAGCAAAGAAGUGCACCAACUAAUACGAAGAUCUUCCACACAGACACGUCGCGUGAACGGGAGAUGUCACGUCAACGGAAAUGGUAAACGGCGAUUGCAAACGCUACUUUUCGAGUUCUUGGCAGUAACGGCUACCGCAACCACUGCCGCCACCGCCGUCACAGCUGUCACCACACCCGCCGUUAACACAACCACAGCCUUAGCAACGAAAGGGACACAAGUCAUUCCGUUUAACGAUGCAACAGGGUCGACCGCAACAGCGUCAAUUGUCACAAAUUCAAAAGCAUUCACGGCAAUGCCGGCAACGAUGGCAACUGCGCUGAAUGCAAAAUUUCACAGAGCUACAACCGCAAAUGCUUUUAUUCAAAUGAAUUCCAUCGCUUUUGGGGAUGAUCCCCUCGCCAGUAGUGCUGGCGUCGGUACGACCACUCCCGUCAAUACAAACACCGUAUCCAUGUUGGACAUCAGCGUUGCUACAACUCCCACCACAAUCACCACCACCGCAACCACCAUUAGCGCGGUGUCCUCCAUGGAUGCUUACCUUGUUGCAUUGCCUUGGCCAAAGGCGCUCGUCGUUGCAAUUUUUGUGUUGCUGAUCCUAGUAACGGUAGUCGGCAAUACACUCGUCAUACUGUCUGUGCUGACCACGCGCCGUCUUCGCACGGUCACCAAUUGCUUUGUCAUGAAUUUGGCCAUCACGGAUUGGCUAGUGGGUACGUGUGUCAUGCCGCCAGCUGUGAUGGUCUAUGUUGUGGGUAGCUGGCAUUACGGCUGGAUCCUUUGCGAUAUUUGGAUUUCAUUGGACGUUCUCCUCUGUACCGGCUCCAUACUGAGUUUGUGUGCCAUAAGUCUGGACAGAUAUCUUGCAGUGACUCAACCUCUUACUUAUUCCAAAAAACGCCGCUCGAAACGUUUGGCACUAUUUAUGAUUUUCAUUGUGUGGGUGACGGCGCUAUUAAUCACAUGCCCACCAUAUUUGGGCUGGUAUGAGCAGGGACGACGCCGCGAGGGCAAUGUCGACUGUCGCUACAAUCAAAAUAAAGGAUAUGUGGUCUUUUCCGCAAUGGGCUCAUUUUUCAUUCCGCUCGCAGUUAUGAUGUACGUGUACUUGAAAAUUGGCUAUGUCCUCACGUCACGCAGGCAGCGCAUUGUUCGCGAUGCGAAUUCUGAACGUGCUGCGGACCACGAUAUCGAUUGUGAUAACUUCAUUUCCGAGUCGGAGCAUUAUCAAUGUGCCACACCGAAGUUUCCUUCCUUCAAAUCGCGCUGGGGCAGUGCCAAUGCCGGCAGCAACAAUUGCGCCGGAAAGAAUCUCAGUUUGCACUGCAGCAAAUGUAACAAAGCCUACCUGAACAACGCAAACGGAAGUGCCACUAUUAACGGUGCUCUGAGCAACAGCGUAGUAGUUGGUGGAUUGAAGCAUCAGCCCUCCUUCUACGAGUUGGUCGAGGUCUCUCACUUAACUUCUGUAAUUCAAUGUACGGCCAUCUCCUGCAAAUACACGGGCAUCUGCAUGCACUCGAGCGCGGUGGGCGUGCCAUUGGCCGAGCGUCGCUCUUCUUCAUUACCUAUGCAAGCUGUGCACUUUGUGGAGGAUACCACUUCAUUAUCUGAGAAUUGCCUGGCUGCGACGACCGCCAGCAUGACAACAACGCAGAGUAUGAAAUUUGGUCAAGUUAUGGGACAAAAUCAACAGCAUCUGCACGCACAACAUCAACACAACCAUCACCAUCAUCCGCAUCGAAUACCAAUGCGCGUCUCUACGACAAAGCGCGAUACGAAAACCGCUAAGACGCUGACAAUUGUCAUGGGUGGCUUUAUCGCCUGUUGGCUGCCAUUUUUCGUCUACUACCUGCUAAUGCCAUUCCUUCCACGCGCUGCGGUAUUUCAGGGUCUUAUGUCCUUUCUAACAUGGGUCGGUUGGGUGAAUUGCGCCAUUAAUCCCUUCAUUUAUGCCUUUUACAACCCAGACUUCCGUACCGCGUUCUGGCGACUAACUUGCAGGCGCAUUUGUAAACAAAAACCGCCACCCAACCACAUAGCCAUGUUCCGCGGCUAAAGGAUUGCAGCAUAAGUACACAACAUUUAACAUAUGGGACCCUUUUUUAGCAAUACAUACGUGAGCCCGCAUAUGUAUGUGUGCUGUGUGCGAUGCUGAGGGGUUAGGUGAAUUUGCUGAAAAAUUUGUACAAAAGACAUUUACGACCAAAAUUAUUAUGGCGAGCGGCGUAAAAUUACCGGCAUGGGAAAAUAAACAAUCGACAGAUAAAUGAAGACAAUGUCAUUUGGAUUUGCUAGUGAUGAUUCUUGUCAUCCAGAAACGAGUAAGGGAGCCGUGGGUUUGGCAAGGGCCAGCAUGGGAUGAAAAUAAAUUCUUGUUAGGUGCCUUAACUCAAGCGAGCAUUUGAGCGGCUACCGAAGUGCAAACAAAACAUAGCUCUAAUUUAUUAUUUAAGUUAAAAUGGAGGCAGCUCAGCUGUGCCAAUUUUAGCCAAUGUUCUGAAACGAAUUGCCAUGUACACGCAUACACACCACAUACAUACACACGCUCAAAAUAAUAGCAGCGCGACUAUUUUCACUAUUUAUUUAUUUCAGUUUUUUAUUUCUAUCAAUUUUUUUUUAACUUUUUUUUAUAAAACAGUAAUAUGUAUUCAUUACAACAAGAACCAUAUAACUUAAUUUCAAACUCUGUACAAAAUUUAAAAAGAUUCAAAAAUGUUUCUUUUUUUGCCGGCCAAGUUCGAUUAUUUCUGUGAUUUUAUCGACAUUUUCGACAUUUUCUUUAACAUCAGAAGUGCCCGAACGAAAUCGAUGAAACCAAAAUUACACGUAAUUAGCUGCUACAGUAACGGCACCAUAAACACCAUUCAUAAUUUCGGCGGCCUGGCUUCCACUUUCGCCUGCAUCAAAGAUAAACAUGAAAAUGUACCGAAUAUUCUCUUUGUUGACUUCCAAUGUUAACACCCUGUAACUCACAACUGAAUGAAAUAAACUUAAAACAGCACAGAAUUUUUUUUUGUGUGUAGUAUCACCUUGACAAGAAGCCUAAACUUUAAAUUGUUUGAUCGAUACUUUGAGAGAUAUCGACCACUACAGCCAUCUACCGAGAAAACGAUGAAUUUUAUUUUGCCAAACUAAUAUUUAGCGAAAACAAAAGAAAACUUAUGAGUAUGCAGUUUUGCAGGCCAUUUAAUUUUGAUAUAACACCGUGUCAAUUUCAAGUAGCGCAAAAAUCGCAUUGAUUUUUGAUCAUUUUUUUGUUGACGGUGUUCAGCAUUUUCUGCCAUUUAACGAUUGCUCGAAAUUUUUCAUAUGGAGAAAGUGAAAAUAAAAUAUUUUUAAAAACCAACGCGAUUUUUGAGCUAUGUCAGACAUGCACAUGACUUAAACAAAAUUUAAUAAGCUACUAAACUACAUACUCAGAAUUUUACUACAAACAUUUUUAUUAAAAGGAGUUUUUAAUUUUAUUUUUUUUUUUAAUUUUUAAAAAUGUUGGAAAGUUUGGUUUAUGUAGAUUUUGUUGUAUUAUAAAUUAUAUUUUUGUGAGAUUUUUAUAAAAUACAGUUUUCUAAAAAAACAUUAUAUAAAAAAUAAAUAAAUAGUCAAUAAAUAGUCAAUACUUUGUAAUAUGUCGCGCUGCUAUUAUUCUGAGCGCAACUGUAUGUACCAUUUUCUAUAUAAGAGUAGCUAAUUUUUUUAAUUUAAUAUUUUAAUAACUACUGCUAAUCAUAAUGAGUAGAUAUAUAUGCAUGUUUCUAAGUAUCCAAAUACAAUAAAAAUAAAUGGUCGACAUUAUGGGGAAAGAAAAACUGUUAGUCCCCAAAUUUGUACAAAACUCUACGCAAAUGUAUGCUUAAUAUUAUAUGUAAAUAUUUAUUUGUAGAAUUUACACUAACUUAACAUUAAAUAAAUUAA